Ilex paraguariensis (yerba mate) is the source of this 291-nucleotide messenger RNA. NCBI's taxonomy places the organism in Eukaryota, Viridiplantae, Streptophyta, Magnoliopsida, Aquifoliales, Aquifoliaceae. The record is from the annotation of a GenBank genome assembly.
AUGGUCAAUACUGAGGACAGUGAGGAAAAAGGUGAUGAGAAAUGUAGUUUGGAGACUGAAGGGAAGGAAACCGAGGAUCAAGAGAAAUCUUUUGACAGUCCCAUUCAAAAGUACGAUCAUGCAGCAGGUGAAGAAAAACCAGCCACUGCGUCAUAUACGGACAAUGAAGACAUUGUUUUACACGAAGAUCCGAAGAGUGUCUUUCAAAAGUUUGGCACUGUUAAGUAUAUUGAUUUCAAGUUUGGAUCAGAGUCUUGGUAUAUAUGGUUUGAAGAUGCAGGAGGACCUUAG